Messenger RNA from Gigantopelta aegis, 12175 nucleotides. Its product is annotated as protein WWC2-like. Lineage: Eukaryota; Metazoa; Mollusca; Gastropoda; Neomphalida; Peltospiridae. Gene Ontology annotation, molecular function: molecular adaptor activity; kinase binding. The record is from RefSeq and is a predicted model, not a curated record. Bases 55 to 3867 code for a protein of 1270 amino acids. Gene Ontology annotation, cellular component: cytoplasm. Gene Ontology annotation, biological process: negative regulation of organ growth; cell migration; regulation of DNA-templated transcription. The transcript is spliced from 24 exons.
GGAGGCCAAAAAUGUGAGAAGCGAAGAGUAGCCUACUAAGAGUUUAGAUGAAAUAUGCCAAGGGAAAGUAAUGGGGACCUUUCCCUACCCGAAGGCUGGGAGAAAGCAAGCGAUUUUGAUGGCAAAAUAUUCUUUAUAGAUCACAUUAACCAUCGAACGACCUGGAUAGACCCCAGAGACAGUUACACGAAGCCUCGGACAUUUGCCGACUGUGUAGGAGAUGAGUUGCCUGUUGGGUGGGAGGAAGCCUACGACCCUAAUGUCGGUGUGUACUACAUCAACCACAUCAACCAGGUGAACCAGCUUGAGGAUCCAAGACAGCAAUGGCGGAAGGAACAAGAACAGAUGCUCAAGGAUUACCUCAUCACGGCACAGGAGGAUCUGGCGGCCAAAAAGGAGAUCUAUGCUGUGAAAGAACAGCGGCUUCGACUGGCGCAGGAUGAGUACCACCACUUGACGGAAACACUUUCGGGUUGGAAGUCCUCCAGAACUAGCUUGAAUUCCAACUCCAGUGUGGGAAGUACAAAAUAUGACCCAGAUCUUCUCAAGUCCGACAUAUGUCUUGCGAAGAAAAGUGUGGCCCGUCUCAAGCGGGAGUUGGAACAGAUCCGGGCUGAAAUGCAAUACAAAGAAAGAGGAGUUGAAACUCUUACUAGGGUGGAUGAGAAGCUGGGUGGUGGAUUGAACAACAGUUACAAUGUGACACAAGCACAGGCGAUUCUUAUGGAGAUACACCAUCUACAACAGAACCUGACCACUGGGCAGAAAGAGAAGAUUGAACUCAUGCAGAGCUUGGCAAGACUGAAAGAGGAGUUCAUGUUCAGCAAGAAUGGCGGCUCGUCUCCGGAUGUCUCGACACUGUCUCUCACUCAUGAGAAGUCCAGCACAGAGUCACAGACUGACUUGAUAGGGGAGUUUUGCCUUAAUCAAAGAAGGAUAUAUGCCGAGAAUACCAGACUACAACUGCAGUACGAUGAGGCAUUAAGAAAACUGAGUGAGUUGAAGCACAAGCUGGCUAAAGUCGAGGACCAGAUGAUACCAGGACAGACAGAGUCCGAUAAAGAUAGACUUCUGCUUCUUCAAGAGAAAGAACAGUUGUUGCGAGAACUGCGAAGUAUAGAUCCUAAAGGACGGAGCGAGGGAGAACUGACGUCGAUCCAGCAGCGCAUUAUUCAGCUGGAGCACGACUUGAACCACCAUCUGGAAAUCUCCAACAAGCAGAUUGCAGAGAGAUUAAAACUGCAGACUGAGAAAGUUUCCAUUAUGCAUCAGUUAUCAGAAACAACGAAACUGACAUCAUACUUGGAGAUGCAGCUGCGCAGUUUGUCUCUAAGCACCCUGUCCAUCUCAUCCGGCUCCAGCCUUGGCUCGCUGGGCUCGCUGUCUGCGAGUAGUCGUGGCUCGCUGAACUCGCUGAGUGCGAUGGACAUCUACAGCCAGUCGGCGAGUGGCAGCGACGUGUCCCUCCAGGACCUGCACCAGCGGGUGGAGAAGCUGCUGCAGGGUCACACGUCUAGCAUGUCUCCCAUCCACGAGAACUCGGUGAACUCAGCUCUGACGUCGCCCGACCUUGCAGCCGCCGCUACCAACAACUACCUUCAGAGCGUCAUGGCCAGCAGCGAGAACGUGUCGUCGUCCGCCAAGUCGGUAUCGUCAACGUCAUCGCUGACGUCGUCUGUGACAUCUCCGGUUUACGACAUGGGGUUGCCGCCCACUUACCGACAACAUAUGAAUGCCGUCGAGAAACAGAAACUGUUCGACAUGGGAGGUAACUUGAACUGGAGUGCGAACACUGUGUUGAACGUUCCGGACACAAACUCUGAACAUGUUUUACCUUCCUGUGUACUCAAUACAAACUGCGAGCAAUCAAAAAUAGUCGAAAAUUCAAUAGUUUCACCGAAUCCAAGGGUAGAUAACUCUAGGACACUCCUGCCUGUGGCCAGUGAAGUUGUUGUUCCUCCGGCGCUCGUUGCCGGGGUUAGUGAAUCAAAUACAUUUAGCAAUAAUACAAAACGUUGUCAGGGCCUGGACGGGGUGGAUACGACAUCGAACCCCCCUCUAAGCCCUAUCAGUGAGAGUAGCUCGGGAGUGUGUAAUAAUUUAUCUGGAGGCAAUACAAGAAGUGUGUCUGCUGCGGUCAGUGAUGAAAGUGUAGCCGGUGAUAGUGGAGUUUUUGAAGCAUCGGUCAAGAGGACUGGUGAUAUUGAUGAAGUAUUAGAAACAAACCUGGAAAGUGCUCAGAUUCAAAUAAAGUUAAAGUAUGAAGGGUUGGAGACUCAACUUGUGAUUGGUUUGGUGCAGGCCAGAAACCUAGCAGCAUUAGCAUUCCCUGAACAUAGCCGAGUGUGUAUUAAAGCAGCCCUUCUGCCUCACAUGAACAUUUCCUGGACUACCAAGUCUUCGAGUGAUUUGUGUUCGCCCAAGUUCGCCGAGAUUUAUCACGUUGCUAUUCCUGAGAACAAACUGUCAUCAAAAACAUUGCAAGUUAAUAUUUGGAGUCUUCUCGACAAUCACGAAGAUGAAUGCCUGGGCUGUGCCCAGGUGAGUUUGGCUGACUUUGAUCCGAAUGAAGUGUCAAUACGCUGGUAUAACGUGCUCAGCUUCAAGUUCAUGCAGUCUGACCUGGGCCUGAACCUGAAGAAGAGCAGUGAAGCUAGUCAGCCGUCCUCCACCAGUACGCUCAGCUCGGACGAUACACGCAACUCAUGCAGUCUCACGCCAUCACAGAAAGAAGGGUCGGAUAAAGUUAAGAAAUUACUGGAAGAAUCAUCAGCUAAAUUACGGAAGUCAUCAUUAGACAAAAUAAAGGAACGAAGUCAUUUCAAGUCUCUCCAUUCUGUUGUGUCAACUGUAAAAGAAGAAAGCAGUGAUGAAUCUACAAUAAUCUCAUCCCAGACGUCUACACUGACUAGAAAUCAAGGACCUGAAGACAUGGAGAGGCACCGCGACAUCAACACGAGUCCUCCGCGGUUUGAGUUUGUCGAGGAUGGCCAGGACGAAGAGGAGGACCUAGAGGAAGAUGAGAAGGACUACAAUGAGAUGAUGCAGGAGGUGUUGGAGGAGCUGGAGAAGAUGGAACAGUCUGACGACCACUUCACUGAGUCUGACGAGUCUCUGCCGAUGAAGACGUGCGAUGCGGGGACCAACACGGAGGGCGAGUUCAUUGUGCGCGAGGUCAAACGCCGGCCGCACCACCACCACCAUAACCACCACAUCCGCAACAGCACCAUCCGCCGCUCACAGACGUUCUCACCCGCCUGCAGACAGGGGCCCGGAUAUGUGUGCAAGCUCAACCGCAGUGACAGUGAUGGCUCGAUGCCGCUCUAUAAACGAGGUCCAUUCCAGAGAAACACGAGAGAACGGACGAGCUUGCGCUGGAAAAACAAGACCUGUGGGGCGGCCUCGUCCGGCCAUCUUCCCAUUCGGACAUCUCUCGACCUGGAGCUGGAUCUGCAGGCGUCUCACACGAAACUCUCACAUCUCAAUGAUGAGAUCACACGCUUGAAAGAACUCAAGCGACACAUGGAAGAAGCCAAAUCAAAAGGUACUACAGAGUUACCAUCUUGGAUAACUGAUGAUGACCAACUUCAGAAAUUCCUGUCGGAGGCUGAAAAACUUACCCAGAAGCAAAAUAUUCAAGGUUUUGUUUCUAAGCAAGACCGACGUGCAGAACACUUGAUGAAGAAAGUCAGGAAAGACGUGUACAAGAUGAGACAGGGGACACAACUGUCCAACGCCAAGUCAUUUAGAGAGAAGAUGGCGUUCUUCACCACUGUAAACAUGAAGGUUCCGGUAAUCCCAGUAGACAAACCCGACGACAGGCUGGAAGAAUUUCUCAAUGAUAAUAGAGUUGGUGAAGAAGUCUGAAUGGACAAUUUCUGUCUUACUUCAGACAGACGAGAAACCCACCACGACGAGUUUUAUCAGCAUGCGCCACAUGGCCCCGCUCACAGAAUAAUGAGAAUGUGCAAUUUGUCAAAUAUGUGCGUGUCCAAAAAAAGAAGAAAAAAAAAAGAAUUUUUGGAUACACUGAUAAAGUCAAUAGCUGACGACUUUAUGAAAUAUAAGAACAAGGUCCUUGUGCCUUGUUCAGCCAACGGUUCAUGCUGUCUCAUCCAGUUCUGACAGUGGAAGACUUGCCCAUGGAUAAACUCAUUCAAAACCAACAAAAAAUGUGAACUUGAAAUUUUCACCAGGAUAAUUGAUGUCGAAGAACGACACAGUUAAUUUUUUGUGAAACCAUUUCAAGAACUGUCACUGCUGAGUACCAGCAGCUACAAAUAGUUGUGACACUGUUUCUUUAUAUAUGACAUCUUAAGAACAAAAUUGCUACAUCAAAUAAUUGUUAGUAUAGAUUUAUAAUAUACUCCUGUUCCAGCCAGUGAUAAAACACUUGAAAGGAACAAACCAAACAAAAGGAUUGUUUUUAAUGAGACACUGGUAUUCACAUAUUUUUUUCUUCCGUUUUUUAUGUUUAUGCUUCAUGCAGACAACUUUCUGUUUUGCAUGGCUUGUAUUUGUUAGUAGGUUUGUUGAUAUUGAAAAGAAAAACUUUUUAUAAAAAAGAAAAAAAACAUUGUUAAUACAGUGAACAAUCUUUAAAAUACUUAUAAAUAUUUUGUUAUGGAGGAAAGCAAGUUGAAACUGGUGAUUCUGGACAGUUUGUGAGCAAGGUGAACUUUUUUUCUUUAUUUUUUCCUGUGAACAAUAUUUGAGCAUAAUUUAUUGACUGUAUAUUGGUGACGUAAUCCCAGUGUUGACUUGACUGAUAGAGUGGAUGGCUUGUUUAGGACGCGAUUCGGACGUCGUGUGAUUCGAACAUCGUGUCAGUGUGUUUCCACAACAGUAAUAAAUGCCGAAAGAAUGUUUUAGGUUUUUUCAAAACAGUAGUAAAUGCUUAAAAGGUUUUCAGAAACACAUAUUACAAAUAAUGUUUUUUAACCUAAAACAUAUAUAUUUUGACUUUAGUGUCAAAUAAAGUGUUUGCCAGGAAUGGCAGGUGAUCACUUGCCUAGAAAGUUUUAAGAGUGGGGCAAAUUGAUCACCUUGCAAUAAAAUGUGAGAGAUUUGUUUUUGUUUAAACUUAGCGUUUCUGGAGAAGACCUUCAUCUUUCCUUGCUCUAUACUUAGCUCUUUUAAGUAUCUAAUAUAAUGUUUUAUUCAACUGUUUAAACUAUUAAAGCUGUCCUAGUAACUCUAAUCAUGUACCAUGCUUAUCUGCUACUAAAACAGGGCAUUACAAUGUACACAUAGUCUUUUAAAGCAAAUCAUAUCUCUUUUUGAAGAAAACUAAAGCUACUUUGUCAAGGCUUGUACUGUUUUUUAGUUUUUUUAACUUUCUAAAACUCUCUCCAUUAUGAUAAUAUACAGAAUAUGUUGUAUAAUAAUAGACAAGUAUUUGUGUAUAUAUAAACUAACCUCGUCUAUCUUUGCAAAUGUAGGAACUGUGAUUUAAUUCUUGGUGAGAAAUUAUUAUGUCAUCAUGUACGGUCAGGUCAGGUCAGGUCAUAGGUUUUAAUGUGCACAUUCAGGGCAAGCUUUAUAGCACACGCCUGUCAUGGGUGCAGGUAUCUACUUAUGCUGGCUCCUGCAUUCAGGACAGGAAAAGGGUUGGGGUGGGUGGGAGAGGGGACCACCCACGCUUGGCAAGUGAAAGAGAGCACAAGCAGCCCGACCAGGGUCGGUAGCGAGCAUUGGUGUUUGUGGUCGGUAGCGAGCAUUGGUGUUUGUGGUCGGUAGCGAGCAUUGGUGUUUGUGGUCGGUAGCGAGCAUUGGUGUUUGUGGUCGGUAGCGAGCAUUGGUGUUUGUGGUCGGUAGCGAGCAUUGGUGUUUGUGGUCGGGAGCGAGCAUUGGUGUUUGUGGUCGGUAGCGAGCAUUGGUGUUUGUGGUGCUAUUGAAUUUUGAAAAUGUCCUGUAGGAUUGAGUCCAAACAUUAAAUAGCAUGUCAGGUCAGGUCAGGUCAGGUCAGGUCAUAGGUUUUAAUGUGCACAUUCAGAGCAAGCUGUUGGCACGUAAGGAACAAUUUGAGUUUUUUAUACCCAAUUAAAACAAAUACCACAAGUAGGAACAUCCAAGACACGAUAGAAAAUUCCAGCCAAUGAUUGGCUGGUGGAUGUUAGGGCCAGUCAGUUGUUAAAGGGAGAAUGCAUAAAAGUCAUGUUAUAGUAUGGGGAAAAAAAUAAGCUGUGUUUUUUUUUUUUUUUUUUUUUUUUUUUUUUUUUUUUAAGAUAUAAAGUGGAAACAGGAAAUUUGCUGACCCAUCACAUAAUUUGAUUGUCCCACCACCCACACCCUUCACCCACUAACACCACAGAAGUAAUAACUGGAACAGCCUUGUAUAGCCUUCUUAGGAUAGUGUGCUUUAGGUAUAAUGAUAAAGUGUCUUCCCAAGAUAGGUUUUCUUUCACCGUUUGAGAUUCUUUUCAAGGCUCAGGGUAUAGGCCUACUGACAUGAGAAGUACAAUAUUUAGGAUUUUUUCGUGCUUUUUAUGUUUGUGUUUGUUCACUUAAUCAGACUCGGCUUAAAUUAAUUUAAAUGUUCAAAUUAGUUUGUUUAUGUUAUAAAAUGAGAAACGUUGGACAGCAAAAGAAAAAAGGUAAUUAAUGUCUUUGUGUACCAAGUCCAGCAAUGGUUUCUUUACUGAUUCCUUUUUUUCAUCUGAUGUUCAUAUUUCUGUCCUAUUUUGGCUGUAUUUCGGAAAAGAAAACCCCUAUAUUUUUUUUUUUUUUUUUUUUUUGUUCAAAUUAUUUGUUUUAUUGCUACCCGAGAAUGGUUACUGUCCUUAAUCUUUGAUGAAAAGCAUUUUUAUCCAGUGUCGUAUUCAUCCCUUGAGUCGUGUCUUCUUAACUUCUGUUGCCGGCCACCUCCACAUCCCAGUCUUUGUCUCUCCAACUACAACAAGUGCUUUGAAUGAUUGAAGUCAUUAGUACGGCAUUGUUCGGUAAUUUGUUGUAUUGAUCAAUAGAGUAGACAAAUCUGCUUUCUUUUGUAUUACAAUUACAGUACAAGUUUUUCAGUCCUUGUGUAACUGUUUGUACGUUUUGUUCAUGAAAAUGGUUUUUCAUGAAUUUGGUGUACAGUACAUGUUCUUUAACAUGCAAAUGUGCUUGCAGUCACACCCAUACCAAAAUGGGGAAUGUGGCCUUGACUAUUAAGAAUUUGUUAAAAGGUGUACAUAUCUUUUAUUUGUUAUUCAAAGAUUUCAAGUUUUUACUCUUUCAGAAUAAUAUGAUUUUGCAUGUGUGAUCUGAUCUGAUUGUAUUAACCUAUUUUAAACAAAUGUUUUCAAAUAAUUUUGGUUAAUUGUUUAAAAAACCUAAUUGGUUAGAACGAAAAGUGAUUUCCUUCUUUUUUUUUAAAUUAAAAACAUUCUGACAAAAAUAUUUUGGUUUCUUCACAUGUAUAAUUUCAAAAUGUACUUGUUUUAUUUAAUCUUUUUUUUUAAUUUGAUGCUGUUAAUCUUGAAAAUAAUACAUCAUCAUCUUAUAGCACUGGGAUAGAUUUAAAUUUGAUUAAAGUUUUGAUCCAGAUACUAUGAUUGUAAGUUAGAAUACUAUUUUUUCUUUUAAGACAAUCGUUUACUUUACUGAUGUUGGCUUGCACAUUUUGUGAGUUGUUCUGUUUUUCUUGAAUUUCAAAAAAAUAUAUUACCCUUGAGUAAUGUUCGAAUAGUAAAGAUUUAUGUUGACCAUUUAACAUUACAAAGUCUCAGUAUCUUUGACAAGUUACUUUUUUAUUGCAUUUUUUUUUUCCCCACAUUGGACUGAUUUUCAAGCAGUUUUUACAUUGUCUUUAAUAUUGUCACGGUAAACUGAUAUGUUAAUUAUUUGGAUGAAUCAUCUUAACUAGAUACUUAGGUAUUGUUUUGUUUCAUUAAUGAAAACCAGAAGUCAUUUGGAAAGAUUUGUUUUAUUAAAUUGUCUUACCUAUAUUUAAUAGCAUUGUUUACAAGGAAAGAUUUUUUUCUUCUAUAUACUGUUGCAGGAAUUCUUAUGCCUGUAUUUGUUAGGGAUUGUUGGGUGCCUUGUUAACCUUUUAAGAUAUUUUAUAAAAUACCGUUCUGACCAGAGAUAUUUCUUAUGACUGCACUUUUAUUCAAUUGCUUUUAACCAAUAUGAAAUUCUUGGAUGGUUAAUUUUUACUGAGGCCAUCCUCAAGUGUGUUUUUUAUGUUAUUUUAGUCAACCAUUUUAGUGGUUGAGUGGUAGUUUGUUAUAAAUAGUAGAACAAAAAUAUAUAUAUAUAUAUAUAUAUAUCAUGGGGGAUAUAAGUGCCUCAGUUCACGAAAAGUAAAGUAUGUUUUUCGAAGAGUGGCCUGGUGACUCAGGUUUUUCCAGACCUGUGUCUAAUCUCCACCCCUCACAUUUAGAAUUUUUGGGGAAUAUUAAGUUCUAAAGGCUGGGUGUUAAAAUAAUGUUACAGUUAAACCAUUUUCGCACAUCAAGUAUCUAGUGACACAUUGUAUUUAAAUAAAACAAAUUGAAUUUCCAUUAUUUAUGUUGAAUAAAAAAACAAAAUGAGGUUCUUAGCCCUUAUUGCUCAUUUGGUAAUCUGAUAGGUAAUAAAUAAGAUGAAGCUGUUACUAACUUUGUAACAGACGAAUGGGGGGAGUUACAUACAGGUAGUAUGUAUUUGUGUCACAACUUUCACUGCCUUCUCAAAGGUGUGGUUAAUUGUAGAUUUCUUCUAUGCUGUUUAUUACGUCUGUAGUCCAUAGACACAGAAUGCUGUAUAUUUUUGUAUAUAUAUUAGAUUAGUACAACUUACUACUUAGCGUGAAAAUGCCAAAGGCAAGUAUAUUAUAUAUAGUACUUCCAUGAUUAACACCGGUAACAUGAGUUGGAUCUGUUUGUUUUGGGAUGUGAUAAGAUGAUUGUAUUGGUUUGGUUUGCCAUGCUGCUUACCUGUGUGGCAUGCUUGAUGCUAGUAGAUUUAACAGGCCAGGUCACUGGGUCAUUGUAACAAGCGAGUCUGUAGAUCAUUGUCAUCAGUUAUACCAGUUCUAAUGUUCAUCAUUUGUCACUUUUGAUAGACUUCAUGUAAAUAUCAUUGUUGAUAGUGUAUAUGAGUGACUAUUUCAUUGUGCACAUGUUACUGUUGAUAGAAAUUGUCUACAUGUCACUACAAAUAGAGAUUGUGUGCAUGUCACUAUAUAUAGAGAUUGUGUGCAUGUCACUAUUGAUUGAGAUUGUGUGUAUGUCACUAUUGAUAAAGAUUGUAUACAUGUCACUAUUGAUAGCGAUAUUAUAAAUGUCACUAUUGAUAGAGAUUGUGUACUUGUGAUUUGAUAAAGGUAUACGUGUCACUAGUGAUAUAUUGUAUACUUAUCGCUAUUGAUAGAGGUUGUAUACAUGUUACUAUGGAUAGAGAUUAUGUAUGUGUCACUAUUAGAUGGUGUAUACGUGUCACUAGUGAUAUAUUGUAUACAUAUCUCUAUUGAUAGAGGUUGUAUACAUGUUACUAAAGAUAGAGAUUAUGUAUGUGUCACUAUUAGAUGGUGUAUAUGUGACUAUUGAUAGAGAUUAUGUGCAUGUCACUAUUGAUAAUGUCAGUGUUAAUGUUGAUGAAAAUAGUGUACGUUUCUGUUGAUACAGUUCAUGUGCACAUCAUUGCUAUUACAUUUCAUGUGCAUUUGUUAAAUUUGUCAAUUUAUGUUUUCCACUCAUGCUAAACUGUUGAUGAGCACAUCACAGCUUUGUUGCCUUCAGUGAGCAAAUUUGUUUAAUCAUUUUCACCCAUGGAUUAAUAUUGAUCUUGCAUGUGCCACUGUUGAUUUCUGUGAACGUUUUGCAUUCAUUUUUCCCUGUUCAAGUUGAAUCAUUUUGAAAGUGAGUUUCCAUUAUCAUUUGUUGUUAUUUGUUCAUGUAUCACUGUUUUUCAUUGACAUCACUGUUUGUACAUUGUUAUCAGCAUGUCACACUCUGUGUGUGUGCGUGCGUGCGUGUGUGUGUAUGUGUGUGUGUGUGUCAUAUGUUUUGUUUAGUCGACUGUUUGAUGGUGUAAGCCGCCAGGUUCCAUUGUACGUUCUGGUUACAUGUAUUCAGUGUAUGGGUGUCAGAUUGUUCACAAGUGUGUGCUGUACAUAGGUAAAUAGUUGUCAUUGUUGUAUGACCCUCAGAUCGUGUGUUGGCGGCACAGACAAACCAGUCGUUUCAUUGUAGCUCAUUAAGGCCCAGUGUUUGUAAAGUUUUUAAUUUUGAGUUUGGACUUAGGCAUGGAUUCUCUUAACAUGAAAGACAUUUGGCUUUGUGUCCACAUUUUGUUUUUUAAAGUAGGAUGGUGUUUCCACUUUGGUAUUUUUCACUAAGUUAAAUUAAUCAAGCAUUUAUUGUUUGGAAAAAGUAUUUUUCACUUUAGUUUCGUUAAAUGUUAAAGUCUAAUAUUAUGGUAAUACUAGAAAACGAAGAAAUAUCUGAAGAAAAAUUUCUUCGUAUUUUGGUGGCAAUAGGAUAAAUAAGUAAAUUAUUUUUACAAUAAAUAUUUUACAUUUUCAUAAAGUUUUAUCUUUUUAACCAGACUAUAUAAAGUAAACAUAUAGUGUCCAUAAAAAGAGUUAUGAAAAUUAAGUUACAUUUUACAAAAAGAAUAAACAAUUAAAACAAAACCAUCAUAGUGUGAAUUUUAACACUUGAAUCAUGUAGAUGGAUCUGACUUACACAUUCAUUACUGAAUAUAUUUGAUAUUGUGUUAACUGAUCAUGUUGAUAUUACAAUUUAAUAUUCAGUACCGAUUUUGUUUCAAAUUAGACUGAUGUAUUGAGUAUGGGCACGGAGAGAAGGUCAUUUUGUUUCAAAUUAGACUGAUGUAUUGAGUAUGGGCACGGAGAGAAGGUCAUUUUGUUGCAAAUUCAUGUCCACACAUUUAUUUUUCAUAAUGAACAUCUGCAUUUUUGAAACGGAUCAAAAGCAAUAAUUUAAUGUGACAUUCUCUUUAUGUUUUCAGUUGAUGAGAAAAUGUUUUUAUCAUUUCCUUACUGUGCCUUCCAGAUAACAUUUGCCAUUUUGUCACCCAUAUAACAACAGGUUUAUCAAAUCAUUUGUUAGUCAGUUGCUGGCUUUUAGAAACCGUACCAAAGACCUCUUAAAAAGAGUAGCUUAUGUGGUCACAGCAAGUAGCACCUACAUGUUUUAGGAUGAACAUUGAUUUCAUGUCUGUGUCCUCGGUUCUAAAUCAGAUAACAUUACAAGUACCUCUUAGAUGCUUGUUACGUGUCUUAUUAAUAUAUACGAGUCGAUUGCUUUUUAAUUAUACAGAGUAAUGGUUUGUUUUGUAUAAUCUGUAUGCUUAACACAAGAAUGUUUUUUUACUUUUAUUAUUCUUAAAUUUACUUGAUAUUAUCAAUUUUCCUGUAUCCAGUGGGGUUUUUUUAUGGGUUUUUUUUUUUUUUUUUUUACAAACAAACUUUGCUGUUCUUUUUAAAUCAGAGAUAUGUAUGGUUUUUAAGUGAUGAUAAUCAAAAUGGAUAAGCCAUAAUUGUAUUCAAAAUCAUCAUAUUUUAGCCUUUUUUCUCUUCCUGGUUUAUUUUGUUCAGUAUGUAAACAUCAAAGUGCUGGCCAGGAGUAAAACGACUAUAAAAUCAACACUGUCCGAUUUAUGUACAUUUUGCUUAAAAUCUGUGCAAAUUUAAAUUUGGUCGUUAUAAAUUAAAUAAUUAUUACAACUUGGGGAAUUGCAUUUAAGCAAACACUAUUGAUAAUUAAUUUAUUUGUGAUAAAUGCAACUCUACCGGUAUAUGCAUGUUUGGAUCUGAAAUAACAACUCCACAACUUACAUUUCACCAUUUUAAAAUGAGCUUGACCUUUUUUUUCCUUCAAAAUGAUAAUGUAACUGUUAACAUGUUAACACUGUUAAUUCAGUAGUUCCUGUAGAUAUUAACUAAUUUCCAAGCUUUUAUUUUUGUCAAUGAUAUAGUUACGAUUGUGAAAUGUCUUGACUAGCAAGAACAUCACAAAUGUGUUGUUUUGACUUGAAGGAUGAUAUUAUGUACAUAGAGCCACAGUAAUCUUGUAAAUAGUCCUGCAGUCUGGGAAUUCGCCUUUUGUAUCUUGUAUAGCUCUUUGUGUAUAGAUAUUUAACACAAGCCCCACGCGAGGUCACUCAGGUCGGCAGAGCACAUUGUUUAAAUUAAAUGUAACAUUUAUAUAUUUUGCAUAAAAUGACGUAUAUUACACAUAAA